AUGAGCGAAAAUAAUUUCAUUUUUUGUGUUUUUAGGUUGGCUUCUAUCAGUGAAAGGCGUGUAAAACAAGACCAAAGAAAAGUAGAGGAUACCCUUUCCUCAAACAGGCAGUCUGACUUGGAAAAAGAUUUCUCGUCGUUUUUCGAUGAGGAUAGGCUGGAUGCAUGCGAAAAAAUGCUCUCCAUUUUUCAGAAAGAAGAGGAUGAAUUUAACUACAUUCAUUAUCCGAGACUGGCCUGCAUAAUACUAGAGGUACUGAAAUCUGGCUCCCAGAUGCUAAUAAAUAAAUUCUUGGGUAACUAGUUUACGCAAAGCUAUUGACCCUAAAAUCCAACUGGGAAUAGACAUAGCUUAAUUUGUUGUUGUUGUAGUUGUUUUUUUUUUAUGUCAGUUUCUCUUUUCAUUAUCCUCCUCAGUCCUGUCGAUCUUUCGUACACUUCUUUCCGCACCUGUGAGUCUCGCCUUCAUCAUUGUACCCUUUUCUCAUGGCUUAUCCCGUUUCCGUAGUGGUUUGUGACUUUUCGCAGUUUUAGAUAAACUUGACGUUUCGCAUGCUAGUGAAAAACCAUUUCAAAAGUGAUUAAAAGUGGCUGUUACAGAUUAUGAUGAAAAUGAUUAUGCAAAAUUGAAGAGGAGUCUAGAAUUGAGACUGAGAGCAAAAUUCUUAUCUGUGAAAUUUUAAAAGGCAACAGCAAAUUAAUAAUGCAUCAGCUUUUCACGGCUGAUGCUGACAUUAAAAGGUGGCUUAAGAUCUUGUUUAUAAAAUGUUUCUUUUAUCUUGCAGUGAUUAUUUAAAUUGCCUGACCCUAAAAUUUCAAAUUUAUCCCACUUGAUAUUAUGUCUGAUGGUAGUUUCGGCACGGUCAGCAAUAGUUGACGUGUGGUCAUUUUUAGCGAUGGCCUUGAAAUGUUAUGGGUGACAAUUCGAAAAAUGAAAUAUACAAAAAAUGUUGCCUGUGCCGCAGACGCUCUAAACCUUUUAUAUAGAGCGUCUGCGAAUUAGUGCGCAAUAUCGUGUUCGAAUCCUGCAGAGUUGCAAGGACGUAUGUCCCGCGUUUUUGAUUUGCUAGUUUCUUGAGCAUUUUUUGAUUAGUCCGAUUUUAAUUAAGUGACAGGCCAAAGACGACUAAUAGCUCGUUACAAGGGAAGUUGAGCUUGUGAUAGCGUGAAACGUGACCUUAGAGUCAGCUUGAACAACAGAGGUUUUUCUUGCUCUCUCUUUGCGUAGUUUAUGCAGUGCAUGGAGUAUUAUACACUUUGACUGAGCAAAACUUUUUUUGGCCGCUUUGAGUCUCACAUGUAGAGGUUAUGAAGCUGGUCUGUUCCAUGCAUAUUGAGUAAUUCGCUCCUGCGGUUUAUGUUUCUACAGAUGUUUUCUGACAGGAUUUGAUCACAUAUGCAGUGUACCAAUAAAUGAUUAGUGUACCAUUAAAUGAUUUUCUUUUAUCGCUGUUUUAAGCCUUAAGCCUUAAGCUUUUGUUUAUUGCGGCUAAAUAACCUUAGUUUCUUUGGUUUUCUCCGAAAUGCCUGGACCUGAAUAGCUACAUGUGUGUAGUUGUUUUUUGUUUUUGUUUGUUUUUUUUUUUUUUGUAUCGAGAAUAUCAUGUUUUCCUGAUUGGUUUUGACGCUUGAACUGUCGGCUAGAUUGCGGAAUACGCGGCAGUACAUCUGCAGCGAUAAGAAGACGCUGGAAAACUAGUCGGCAAAUUUACAAGCGAUUUCUGGCCUUGAAGGAAUUCUCUCAAAGCAUUUUUUCUCUUCAGAAGAAUGCUUUCAAGUUCGAACUGCUCUUUCAUUGUUCAUUGCCGUGAACGAUCCUUGCCAACUCCCUUCUGUGAAUUUUGAGAUGUCACUGCGCCCAGCCGUCACGCACACGUAAGAAUUAGGCCAAUCGUGAGGCGCAUAAGAAACGCGUAAGAAACCCGCCCAUAAGAAACGCUCACAUAUGUCCUUGCGACUCUGCAGGAUAUUAGAACGAGUUUUUGUUCACUAAUUCGCAGAAAGACUAUACAAAUGGUUUAGACGAGGGCGUGGGAUGGCUGCAACGCAGGUUAAAAAAAUACGGCUUUUCAUAUUGUUUAUCACCGCUGUUUGUGUUUUAUUUUUGGUGUAGUUUCAUGAUUUUUGUUGUGCGUUUACACUGUUAUUAUCAGAAGUAUAUUUAUGACUUAUUGUUUUCUAGUAUCUUGUGUCCCAUUCUUUCUCAGCAUGCUUUCCUAUUCAGUCUUCCCCUAGUAAAUAUAACUCUCUAUACCGUAAAAUCCCAUGUUAAAGCCCUGGGCUUAUAUAACUCCAUAAGGGUUUUUGGGUGGGCUUAUAAACGAGGAGGACAUUUAAACUGAUAAGAGAAAAAAAAAGUUCGGAACGACGAGAUAAAUUUCGUAUCUGAGAAACUAAUUAAAGCAAACAUACCAUUGUAUUUAGAAUUACAUCUAUAAUACCUUUAUUGUGGGACACAGAAAACGGAGAAUGUGUUUCAAAAACAUCUGUAAAACACACGCGAAUGGAACAACUGGAACAGAACAGAACGAAAGUCGAAAAACUACAAACCUUAACUAAUCAAUUUGCCUGUUUACCGGGAAACGGUCCUAUCGGUAGCAAAGUUCAUAUGUAAAUGUAAAUGUAAAUGUCGCGAUUGAGAGGACAAACAUACAUGUCCUCUUUACAUAGCUUUCUGCAGUGGGCUCGGACAUCAGCAUACUAACGGCGCUGAUGGCAGCCGCUAUCAGUCCAUUUAUGAGCCCACUGAACCCUCCCAAUCCAUGAUGAGUGAUGAUGUAAGUGAUGAAGAUAGACCACAACACCGUGAACUACGUCCCCUACUCUUUUCGAAUAGUGUGUGGGUUCUUUAACGUCCCACAGAGUUAUAUGUGAACAAGGUUUGUGAGACGGGACCUCCGGUUUAUCAGCAGAUGUCAUUACAAAGACAGCACUUUCUCCUCAGUUAUUUUUAAGACCCUGAGUGUUGGUCCGGCCAGGAUUUGAACUCGCGACCUCCCGCUCAGCAGACCGGCGCUCUCCCAACUGAGCUAACCGGGCGGCGGUCAUAUUUGUAUUUCAAUGUUCAGAACAGUUUCAUAGUUUCAUAGUUUCAUAGUUCUAAUUCAAGUGGCUACUCUUAUAACUUUUUAUAAAAUAAGUAAGAUAGUACGCGCGUUCUGAUUGGUUAAAAACUUAUGGUUUAUUGUGCCGAAAAACUCAUAGAAAACUGAAACAUGCUUUAAAGUUAUAUAUUUAACAUGCUUAUUGAAUGAGGUUUGAGUAUGUAAUAAAGAAGUGCUAGGAGAAUGAAAUUAGAGUUGAUGUUAGCAUUUUAGGCCAAAAAUUAGGAAAUUUAUUUCUGAAACAAAUAAAUGUGACUGAUUAAUGUGUCGGGGGGAGGGGGAGGAGGGGCGUUCCUGCUAUCCUGGACAUUAUAUAUGUGUUUUUAUGACAUGAAAGCGAGGCACAAGGCCUCUCUGCUAACUUCAACAAGAAAGUUGGGUGUGCCCUCACCUUUGCUGGGAUAACCUUCUUGUGUAUCUGGAUUUCCUAGCUUGAUAUUCUUAAACUCUUGAGGCCAGGCCAAAUUUAUGCCAAACUGAUCUUGUCAUUAUUGGGUAUCCCAGCAAAUAGAGCUCACCCAAAGUGAGACUCCACCAACAGCAAUAACCGACUCAAAAAUACUAUCUAAAGGAACAUGGAGCGUAAAAGCCAUUUUUAGGCUCUGAUCGCCAACCGAUCCUUACCCAUAGAGGAUUCAUCGGUUCCUUUCAUGCAUGAUCAGUAUGAUCUAGGAUCACUAAUCCUCAUCCGGAUCAUCACAGAGGAACGUACCUAAUAAACACCAAUAGACCUUUUUACCGAUACGGCGCCCAUAUUGAAUUUAUUAGAUUUAAGGAGUAUUAUGGUAUGCCCAGGGGGCACUCGCUCAGUAUUUACGCGCGCUUUUUGAGCAAAAAGAGAACUUCGCUGUAUAUUUCUCGGGAAAAAGGCGAUCAUUAUUGCAUCCAAAUACCGCUCAAAGAUCUUUUUUUUUUUCCCCAUUACAAUAUCUUUCUAGGAAAGCUUAAACAGAAAUUGGCCCGAAAAGCGCGCGUAAAUACUGAGCGAGUAUAUCGGAUCGUGCUCAUGCCCCCUGGGCGUCCUGUAAUACUCGUUUAAUCUAAUUAAGAUGGAAUCCAUCAGGAAAUUGAGUAAUUUCAACUGUCAGUAGACAAAAACCUUGUACCAGCACUGAAUAAUUUAAACGAUACCGCAUUCUUUUUUACAUUUUUCAAGAGCUAUAGAUAUAAUUUAAAAUAUCUGAAAUAACACCAAAGACUAUUUCUCAUUGGAGUCUCACAAAAUAAAUGUCAGAGUUCACAGAAAUUAUGAAAACACGUGUAAAAUUAUGAAAAUUUCAUGUGUAAGAUGUCAUUUUGUGAAAUUCGACAUUCUUUUUCUCGGGCUCCCAUGAGAAAUUUUCUUUCAGGUGUUUUUCUUUCAGAUAACUUAUUACAUCUAUAGCCCUUGAAAAAUGAAAAAAAAGAUUGCGAUAUUAUUUAAACUAUUCUGGUACAAGGUUUUUGUCCACUGAAAAUUACAAUUACUCAAUUUCCUGAUGGAUUCCGUCUUAAUUCAUUAUGGCCGCCAUAUCGGUAAAAAGGUCUAUUGAAAAAUAAAAACUGCCAGGAUGUAAAAAUGGGUUAAUUGAAAGUGUCUUUUCGUUGAAUCAGGCGGCCUAUGAACAAGUCAAAGAAGCAAGAAACGGGUGCGUCGACUUAUUUAAAGAGUUUACCAGAGUAAUGGUUGAAAAUGCUGCCCAGAUGGGAACAUUUGUUGUAACAAGAAGAAAGGUAGGAAAUCCAAUUUUAGUCGUCCUGUUUUUAAUUACAUGUCAGGCUAGCCCACGUAAUAGCACAAAACAUCUUUAAAAAAAUUCGAAGGAAACUGGAAGCCAUGACCAACUCAAUAUUUUGAUCCAAAAAAAAAAAACUUACAAGGCUCAGGUAAAAGCCAGCAGUUAUCUCCUACCCCAGUUUGUUCACACCUACAAUUAUACGAUUUUACAGACAAAAUUCUAAAAGUAUUCAAUAUUAAGUCACAAAUUUUUCGUGUAAUAUUAUUUCACCUGUAAAAUUAAAACUCUUAUACUACUACAUGAGAAAUUUCUACAAUCUGAUUAGCUUAGAGCAGUGGUAUUUCAGCUUAAUUUGAAAUACCUACAUGUGAAAAUUACAAACCUUUUGCGGGUAGUAGUAUAAACAAAUAAUAGCAUGAUUUGUACGUGAUAUUUGGCAUAAAUACCACUUGCGAUAUUUCAAAAUUGUCUCAAAUUUAGAAAUAUCACUCGUGGUAUUUAUGCCAAAUAUCACUACAAAUCAUGCCAUUACCUAUACAAAUUUGAUCAUCGAAAGAGGACCCCUUAGUUUGCCGCGCCUUUUAAAAGCAGGGAAUGCGUCAAGGAGAAAUCGAUAAAACAUGGUAGAUAGCUAGGCUCCAUUUCCAUCGCUUUCUCCGGUCCCGUCUUGUUUUUCCCCUAGAAGAAACUAUUUGGGUGAUAACGCUUAAACUACUUGUUAUUUAGUAAUAACUAUAGUUGCACUAUUCUGUAAUUUAUAAAGCUUAUGACUCAAAUUACUAAUCAAACAGUCCCAGAAGGGGCUCGCAGUUAUCAAAAUGAGGCCUAAUUAAAGCGUCAUAAAUUUGAAUCGCAGUUUCUUUCGAUAUCAAGGGCCGCGCAAUUUUAGGGCGCCUUAAGAGCUGAAGAGACUUGAUCUCUUUAACGUGUUUACCUUAUCGAGAGUUGAGCAUCUAUGGUAAGACCCAAGGAUUUGGUAUGAUCGACCCUGUUGAUAAUUUGGUCCGCGUCAAUUUUGCUUUGAUCCAGCAAUCAUUAGCUCUGUUUUUAGCAACAAGGUUAUUUAAUUCAGGGGUUAAAGCUAGCUCAAGCUCUGUUAACGUCUUAGCGGAUAACGUAAGAUUGGUGUCACCAGCAAACACUCUUGGUACCGCAACCAGCAAGGAGUUGGGAGAUGAUCUCAUGAUCAGUGGUGUCGAAUGCCUUAGUAAGGUCAAUAAAGAUAACGCCAUUUAGAAGGCCAUAUUGUCGAUGUUUUCUAACCUAGCAUUUAUCGCCUUAAACAAAGCCGUGAGCGUACUAUAUAGAAAACGGAUCCCUGAUUGGCAACCUAGUAGCAAUUUACUAUCAUCUAGAUAAUGGUAAAGUUGAUUGUAACCACUUUUAAAAGAGUUUCGAAACUACAAGGAUUACAUGUAUUGGCCUAUAGUUGUUAGUAUCCGAUUAAAUGAUGCCCUUUUUAAAAAAGUGGAGUUACUUUGGCCGUUUCCCAAUCUAUUCCAUAUAUCCCCGUGAGAAUAGACUUUGAGAAUAUAGAGGUACGAAGAGGGUGCGACGAUACUAGCAGCCAUUUUCAACAAUUAAUUUGCUCGGAAUCAUAUCAAGACCGGUGGGUUUCUUUUCGUCAGUUUUCGACAAAAUGUUAAGCACAACACUUAAUGAUCAGUGGGCUCCAAAUAAGACUCAGGAUUAACCGACAACAGGAAUAUCUUGUGCUAAAUACUUUUGAGUCCAGGAAUUGGUACGAGACCGGGGUGACACGUGUUGGUUGGUGAUUAGCUGACUAAGAUCAUAUAUCGAAAAUAUUUAUCAGAUAGGAAGAAUGGGUGGACGUAUGGACGUACCGACAUACGUACGAACGAUUUUUUCAGAACCAAAAUUUCUUGGAUGCAUAGAUAACCAAGUUCUCUAACUCGUGAUGCUCCGCUGCGCGCUUCGCGAGCUCGGCAUCUCCGCAGUGAACUAAAGCAUAAUUGCAUGAGUCAGAACUCUUUGGGAUAAACAAGGAGAGAUGAAAUGACGACGUUUUGAAGACAGUAAGUCGGCAUUAUUAAGAUUGGUAGCAACAUAAUUACUAGCCUGCAAACUGCAGACGUAUUUUCGGUCGUCGCUUCUCUCCCUCCGAAAAUAGUACUUUUCGGAGGGAGAAAGCGUCGACCGGAAAUACGUCUGCUGUUUGCAGCUGGCUACAUGAUUAACAGCCUGUUCACAGACCCUUUAUUUUCUCUUCAAAGUCCGUCGAGCCCGGGUGAUAAAAUAUAAACCGCAGGGGAUUUAUUGACUGCCAGCGCAAGGAAAAGAACGAAAAGAAAAAUAAAACAUCUGUUUACAGGCUACAUAAUUAAAUACGUAAAAGGAAGUACAAAUGACAUUGUGAUGAAAUAAAAUGUGGCAACAUUUACAAAAAAAGACGUGCUGUUGUCAAAACAUGUAUUUCGCCAGUCUUUUCAGCUUUUUUGUUUUGUCAGUUAUUUAGAGAGAGAAAAGGUUCCGGAGAUCCUUUCCAAUUUACAUUCAAAGCGUGCAUAAUGGAAGAGCCAACCAAAUUCCCAAAGAAUGCCAUGGAUGGAUUGCUACUUUCAUUGAAAGAAAAUGCAGAAAGAUGUUUCCUCGAUAAACUCAUGGAGGUGUGUUGGUUCUAUUAUUUACUAAAUAAUUCAGUAAUUCGCAUUAAAUUUGUUCUCGAAAAGUCUUGUAACAAUGUACAGAUAUACCCCACUCCUCCCUCCUCAUAGUUCUGGAAAGUGAGUGUCAUGGGUUACUGUAUGGGUUACUUGUUUCGUUGAAAUUUCGUCCAAGAAAUAAUAGAACCAUUAUAACACAUGGACCUUGUUGACGUUCGUUACUUGACAUAUCAUAUUUCUUGGCCUUUAUGUUACCAUCAAAGCUACAAGGCAAAAGAUUUCAUUUUGCUGAACUAUAGUAUUCAUCAGACAUGAAUCUUUUUACUCCGAUUGUGUUUAUUUAUUUACUUAUUUAUUUACUCACUAAUUAAUUUAUUUAUUGUCUUGCUAAGGUGAAAUAUAGAUGAGGUUCUUAAUGUAUGCAUUUCUCAUUCAUUUCUCCUGCUCCUUAUAAUUAUUGUAGUACAUUCUGUACGUGAAAGGAUCAGUAACUACAAUAAUGGAGAGGCUAUUUUGUUAACCGGACACAAGGUCAUGAGUAGACAUCUGCUCUUCAUAUUGAGCAUAUUUUUGAAAGGAUGCAUUUACCUAAAAAAAAAUCUUUUUUGCCUCUUUAAUUGACAUACUGUUAAAGAAAAACGUCAACGUUAGAACAUUUACGACAAGUGUGUAAAACAAGCAACUCGAUUCUCAUGCCUUCCUUUAUUUCGCGUAGGGUUUUCUAGAUAAAGUCCUCAUGAAAUGGAACAAGUGGUACGAAGAAGAUAAAUCAUGCUUAUUUACCCCAUCGUACCAAUUACUAGAAAACCUCGAUCAGUACAUUAAAGCUUGCUUACGUUUAUCUUGGCGAAUUGUUACUCAAGUCCCACCGAUGAAUCUUGAGUAUCAAACCCUUAAACUCGAUAUCAACAUCCACAAAAAGUUGGGAUACCACAAUCGUUUCAAGGGGCGAGAAAAAUCACGUCCAUCAGCCCAAGAGAACCAAGAGGAUAUUGCAUGUUAUUUGUGGCCUGGCCUUCAAGAUGGUGGAGGAAGAGUAAUAAGAGCUGGAGAGGUGUUAUGUGUGAUCCCAGAAGAAGAAAAAUCAGGGUAA
Porites evermanni is the source of this 8538-nucleotide messenger RNA. The record is from the annotation of a GenBank genome assembly. Lineage: Eukaryota; Metazoa; Cnidaria; Anthozoa; Scleractinia; Poritidae.